ACAGCGUCGCGGUGCAUUGUGGGUGGGUAGUUCAGACGCUUCUUCUGCUUAGCUUGGCGCUUUGUUAGCUAGCCUGGCUAACGUUAACAAUGUAGUUAGCUUAGCAAGAACAACAAGCCCUAUAGUUAGCUAGCGUUAACUAAGUUAACCCACAGUUUAUUCCCCCGUUUACUCACUCUCAGCGUGUUUAUACUAAUUUACACACAAUGCCCAAUUUCUGCGCGGCCCCGAACUGCACCAGAAAGAGCACCCAGUCCGACCUGGCUUUCUUUCGGUUUCCUAGAGACCCGGAGAGAUGUAGGCUGUGGGUGGAGAAUUGCCGUCGGGCAGACCUGGAAGAGAAAACUCCUGACCAGCUAAACAAGCACUACCGACUCUGUGCCAAGCACUUUGAACCAGCGAUGAUCUGUAAAACUAGCCCUUACAGGACUGUAUUAAGGGACACUGCUAUUCCUACAAUUUUUGAUUUAACCAGUCACCUCAGCAAUCCGCACAGCAGACAUCGCAAACGGAUCAAAGUGUUGACAGAUGAAGAGGUCCAGAAAAUAAAAGAGAGGAGAUUGGAGUCUUCACUUGAACACCUGCUUUCCAAAAAGGAAAAAAAUGACAGUCAGGACGGCACAGAGACAAACGAUGAUGUACCUCAGUUGAGUCCACAUCAAAAAGAGCUAAGAGAUUUCUUAAGAUCACUGUUUGAAGUGAUUGUUUUAAUAGGAAAACAAAACUUUCCAUUGAGUUUCCAGUCGAAACAGGAGCAGGAGAGUCACCCCGUCUUCAUGAGCACCUUUCAUACUCUGCUGGAAAAUCGUAUAAAUGCAGGGGAUGAAUUCCUGAGAGGGAAAUUUGAAUUAGCAUCCAUUAAUGAGGAGUACUGUCCAGCCACACAGCAGAGGCAGCUCCUGGACAUCUGUGAAAGGUGUGUUCGGGAAGAACUCCUCCAAGAGGUAAGAGACAGUCGCUUUUUUUCGCUGGUGACUGGGGAGCUGGUGGAGUUUCCUGAGGGCCAGCACAUCCCUGUGUUUUUGCGCUUUGUGGACCAAACCAACACACUUCGGGAGGAGUUUAUAGAGUUCCUCUCGUUUGAUGGAGAGGAGCUUUCUGUGGCCGAUAAAUUGGAAUCUCACGUCACUAAGCAGUGGGGAUUGAGUAUGGAGCACUGUAGAGGCCAAGCCCACGCUGCCUCUGGGGUGCUUGGCAGUAGGAUGAAGGCUGUGGCUACACAGCUCAUGGAGAAAUAUCCUCUAGCUAUAAACACCCCUUGCUCUACUUGUUCACUAAACGUUCACCUGGCCAACAGUAUUCCCUUGACUGGAGUUCAGGUGGUAAUGUCCGUUCUGAGAAAGGCUGAUGCGUUUUUUAAGGCUUCUCCACUCCUGCAGGCAGAGCUGGACAGUGCCAUCUCCAUUUACUGUCACAACAACGUAGAGAAAGGGAACUAUCUAAAAGAGAGCUGUCGUGAAACGUGGACGGAUCUUCAUAAUGUGUUUGAGAUGGCUGUAGAUUUGUUGGAGCCGCUAUUGCUCUGCAUGGACAGCGUACACGACAAUGAGGACUUGAAGUGGAACGACCAAAUCACAAGUGAUGCUUACUCAAUCUCAGAAGCUUUGGCAGACUUUGAGUUUAUCGUCACUUUGAUUGUGCUGAAGAACGCACUGUCUUUCACCAGAGCGUUUGGCAAAAACCUGCAAGGAGAGACGCUCGAUGUGUUCUUCGCAGCCAGCAGUCUAACGGCCGUCUUGCAUUCUUUACACGAGGUCACAGACAACGUUGAGGUCUACCACGAGUUCUGGUUUGAGGAGGCGGUGAACCUGGCAACGGCUAUGGAAAUCCCAGUCAAAAUCCCAAGGCUGUUUCUUAGGAAACAGCAGGCAAUCGAAACGUUGGAAAUACAGGCAGAGUCGUUCUUCAAAGAGUACCUUACCCUUCCGGUCAUGGAGUACGUCACUCAGGAAGUCAAGGAGAUCUUCUCGGACAACCAUCUCAAAGCUCUCAGGUGCCUUUCACUGGUUCCAGCAGUUAUGGGCCAGAUGAAGUUUAAUACAUCUGAGGAGGCGCAUGCAGAAGUGUUCAGGAACGACCUUCCCCAGCCGGACACGCUGCCCGCAGAACUGCACUGCUGGAGGAUCAAGUGGAAGCACAGGGGGAAGGAAGUGACUCUGCCAUGCACCAUCCACGAGACGCUGCAUCACUCGGACGUCAAGUUCUUCCCGAACGUCAACGCGUUCCUAAAAAUUCUGGCCUCUUUGCCAGUGUUGAAGCAUGGUGGCGGUCAAGGCGAGAUUGGUCAGAAACGCUUGCAGGCUUACCUUUUGGACACACCGGUCAGCCACAGGUCAAAGAACUUGGCGGUGCUAAACAUCAACUACCACGUAAAAAUGGAUUUAGAGGAAAUGGUGGAACGUUAUAUCAAAAGUUAUCCAGAGGAUGAAAUCGAUUGAGAAAUUUCACCAGUUCAUAGACUUAGCACGUAGCCUGUGAGUCCAGUUUUGGAAAUCUUGUCUAAAGACAUCAAUAAAAUUAGUUAUUUUUGUAAUUGCCAUGUUUUUGCAUUUAUCUUAUUUGAUUGGUGUUGCAAUGUUUAUACUGCUGUACGCGUUUAUACUGUUGUAACAGUUGUGUUGAAUCUUGUGUUCUUGACUGUUGACUGGUCUCAGAUGUGAUGAUGAAUGAUCAUACUUCAUCUAAUUUAAAGUGUAAAUAAAAAGAUUCUGCAUUUUAAUAUA
This is a messenger RNA of Astyanax mexicanus (Mexican tetra), 2723 nucleotides long. It is a transcript of the gene thap12b, whose product is annotated as THAP domain containing 12b. Lineage: Eukaryota; Metazoa; Chordata; Actinopteri; Characiformes; Acestrorhamphidae. The record is from RefSeq and is a predicted model, not a curated record. The transcript is spliced from 5 exons. The coding region runs from base 207 to 2438 and encodes 743 amino acids.